Molecule: messenger RNA, 954 nt
Organism: Iphiclides podalirius (scarce swallowtail)
Lineage: Eukaryota; Metazoa; Arthropoda; Insecta; Lepidoptera; Papilionidae
Source: the annotation of a GenBank genome assembly
AUGUCGAAUCAGAUGCCGAUCUAUAGUCAAGUGGUGCCGAAGUCUCAGUACCGGGGUAGGAACUCGAAAGGUGUCGCCUCGCGAGAGACGCGCGGUACGAACCAGGCGCGAGUGGAUUUCGAUCCGCUGAACUUCAACCACGGCGGCAACGUGCAGCUGCUGAACGCACCGCUCGAGAGCAGAAUGGAGAAACUGGAGAAGCCGGAGAGGGCGGAGAAGAGGGAGUCCCGCCGCAAAGAGGAGAACAGCCGCUCGAGGAGGAAGAACGAAGCGUGCGAGGGAAAGGUCGAGGCGUAUUUGAGGCAGAACCAGAUCAGCAUGAGACAGCAACAGCACAGGCACUCGGCGGUGAGGCAGGCGGAGCACAGAGUGAACCUUAGGUCCCUUCCAUUGAACGAGAGGGAACGCGAAGGCUCCAGGGAGUAUCGGCGCGAGAGAGAAAGGGACAGGGAUAGAGAGAGGGACAACAACUUCGAAUUCGAAGGAACGGGAUCACCUUUGAGCCCUAUCGCCUCGCGGGCGAUAGAGAGGGACUCCGCACGGCCAGUCCGCAAGUCCUCCUCCGGCCAGAAGGUGACGGAGCCAGCUAUAACCACGGACAAGCGACGCUUCUUCUGCAGGGAGUGGGCCUUCCAGAAGAUCGCUCACUGUCUGGAGCAGCGGCCAGUGAGCAAGACGUGCGGGGCGCUCAUACUAGGUGAUGCGGGUAGUGGAAAAACUGCUCUCUGCCAAGAGCUCAGUCAGCCAGGGCAGGGCCCGCAGGCGAGACAGCAAAGGGCUCUAAACAGGCGGUUGCUAGCACGAUACUUUCUGCAGGGCGACAACGAGAACAGCCUCCGUCCCGGCGAGUUCGUCCGCUCGCUCGCGAUGCAGAUCCUGAGCCACUCGUCGCGACGGCCCCGCGCCGACGCCGACGCCGACGCGGACCAUUCUCCACCCGACAACAGGUACUCG